Messenger RNA from Tarenaya hassleriana, 495 nucleotides. RefSeq lists its product as uncharacterized. NCBI's taxonomy places the organism in Eukaryota, Viridiplantae, Streptophyta, Magnoliopsida, Brassicales, Cleomaceae. The transcript is spliced from 3 exons. The record is from RefSeq and is a predicted model, not a curated record. Bases 1 to 495 code for a protein of 164 amino acids.
AUGGAGCUCUAUAAUGGGCCUUAUUGGGCCAUAAUGCCACCGUUUCAAGCCGGGCACGUAUUUUGGUAUGAUGUAUGGACAGAUCUGGGAGUACUAUUGGACUAUAUUGGUCUUGAUGGACUGAAACUAGCUCGUUUACACAAAUCUGCAACAGUUUCAGAUGUUGUUGAGGGAGAUGGCUGGAAACUUCCUCCAGCAAGAAGCCCACGUAUCCAAGAACUUCACAUUGCCUUAGCCGGAAAAGAAGCGGCAAAGCAGUCCCAUGGAGCAGAUUGCUAUCUCUGGAAAUGUGCGGACUCCAAGUUCACCAAGUCUUUCUCAACGAAAUCAACUUGGAAGCUACUCAGAUUACGAUCUCCUAAGGUCCACUGGUACAACCUGGUAUGGUUUAAGCAAAGCUUUCCUCGAUAUGCUUUCCUACUUUGGCAGGUGCAUCAUCUCUUCGGAAGUAUGGAGAACCUUUACCCGACGAAUCUGGACUUUACCACCAUCUGA